AUGAAUGAUUGGAAUCUCCAGGCAAUCGACGAUGGGUCGCAGCGACUCGCAGCUGCCAGGCACUCGACUCAAUACAUUGGAAGCACCCACAUUUCUGGCGUGGAUUACUUGUACCCGCUGCCUGGGAAAAACAAGGUUAACAGCCCGACAGGGUUGCGGGAGACCGGCCACGACGACUACCGAAGGCGACGAAUGAGCGGCCCGGAGGAAGCCAAGGCAUAUGGCAUCUUGCCCUGGCUCUGUUUCGCGGGGUUGCGACGAACCUCCAUUCAGAGUUGCGCACAUCUCACUACCCAAAACACACUGGCUGAUAACUCGUCGACUCAGAGGGAGGAAGACAGUGUUUUGGCGGAGUGCCUCUUGCAGUCUGCCGUAACAGGGACAGGCCACCGAGGCAGGGUGAACGAGCCUGGCGUCCGCCUCGGGCAAAUAGAUCCUUUCGGUCAGUGGCGUGUCGGCGGGAGGCUGGGCUGGGGCCAACUAGCAGUCCCGUUUCGCCCUGCAGCGCAGACCAGAUGGAAAGUCGAUGAGGGAGGGGUGUUUGAUGCAGCUAGCCAUGACGGGACUCUUCUGACCACGCAAGUUUUCUUUGGCACAGACGGGGCUGGAACCUGCAAGCUGCAGCCUGGGACAAAACUCACUUAUCCUGGAAAUCCCAUCUCCAAGGCCGACACACCGAAAGCGCAAUACCUAGUCAAGGGGCUCCAUUUUCCCAGCAUCCAGCUCUGCCAGGCUCCAGCUUUUGCUUGCACCAACACCAGAGCCCUGUGA
Messenger RNA from Colletotrichum lupini, 771 nucleotides. RefSeq lists its product as uncharacterized. The record is from RefSeq and is a predicted model, not a curated record. The transcript is spliced from 7 exons. The coding region runs from base 1 to 771 and encodes 256 amino acids. Lineage: Eukaryota; Fungi; Ascomycota; Sordariomycetes; Glomerellales; Glomerellaceae.